AUGUUGCUGCGACAGCGUGUCCGCUUGUUCAAAGAGGCUUUCCCAUGGGCAAGGGUUUUUAGGGCACAUUUACAUUUGCACGAAUAUGAAGCCAAGAACCUUUUAAAGAUGGCCCACGUAGAUGUGCAGCCUUUUGUUGUGGUUGACGCGUCCAUGGAUCGGGUAGAGGCAGAGAGUAUCGUCAAGACCCUGGCUGCAGCUUAUCCCAAUGAUGCGCUGGUGGUAAAGGCCCAGGUGCUUGCCGGCGGUCGCGGAAAGGGACGGUUCCCAGAAUCUGGCCUCCAUGGCGGAGUUAAAGUAAUGGUCGCCAAAUCUGUGGACAUUCAAAAAGAGACCUACCUUGCGAUAGUGCUUGACCGUCGGACACGCUCGCCAAUGCUGAUAUGCUCUCCAAUCGGUGGAAUCGAUAUUGAGAAAGUGGCCGCUGAAAAUCCCGAGGCUAUUUUAGCGGUUCCUCUUGAUGGUGCGGAUACACCCAUCCCAAUGGAGCUCAUCUGCCGCCAUUUGGGCCUGCCAGAGGUUGACGUCGAAAUCCACCGCCAGAUCGCCGCGCUAAUUAGGAUUUUUUUCUCAAGCGAUGCCUUACAGGUGGAGAUUAAUCCACUUGCCAUGCUUACAAACGGCAAAGUGAUGGCUAUCGAUUCCAAAAUCGAAAUCGAUGAUGCCGCCCUGUUUCGGCAGCGUGGCUUUUCAACGGCAUCAACACAAGACAAACGGGAGGCUGCUGCCUCUGCGCUUGCGCUGUCAUUUGUAAAUCUCAGCGGUACCGUUGGGUCGCUAGUCAAUGGCGCUGGCCUUGCCAUGGCCACGAUGGAUCUCAUCAAAGAGUUCAAUGGAAGUGCUGCAAAUUUCCUCGAUGUUGGCGGCUCCGCCUCCGCCUCGCAAGUGGCAGGUGGUUUGCACAUCAUCGCUUCAGAUCCAAACGUACGGGCCAUUUUCGUAAAUAUUUUUGGCGGCAUCAUGCGAUGCGAUACCGUUGCUUCUGGUCUGAUAUCAGCCUAUCGGCUACUUGAACAAAAAGGCAUUGUACUCCCGCCAACAAUUGUUCGACUUGCCGGCACGCGGCUUGAAGAGGCAACCGCGCUAAUAAAAGACUCUGGGCUCCCCUUUCUCUUCACAACGGAUCUUUCUGAAGGGGCCAGAUUGGCCGUCGCUGCUGCCACACGCGAUACGGCGGCACCAGCGCCAUCGUUUAGAUGUACGUUGACUGCACAACAAAUCCGAUAA
This is a messenger RNA of Mitosporidium daphniae, 1227 nucleotides long. Its product is annotated as succinate-CoA ligase. Gene Ontology annotation, molecular function: succinate-CoA ligase (ADP-forming) activity; ATP binding. The coding region runs from base 1 to 1227 and encodes 408 amino acids. Gene Ontology annotation, biological process: succinyl-CoA metabolic process; tricarboxylic acid cycle. The record is from RefSeq and is a predicted model, not a curated record. The transcript is spliced from 4 exons. Gene Ontology annotation, cellular component: succinate-CoA ligase complex; mitochondrion. Lineage: Eukaryota; Fungi; Microsporidia.